Acomys russatus (golden spiny mouse) is the source of this 3213-nucleotide messenger RNA. It is a transcript of the gene Tlr9, whose product is annotated as toll like receptor 9. Gene Ontology annotation, cellular component: plasma membrane. Bases 52 to 3144 code for a protein of 1030 amino acids. Gene Ontology annotation, biological process: canonical NF-kappaB signal transduction; defense response to virus; positive regulation of interleukin-6 production. The record is from RefSeq and is a predicted model, not a curated record. The transcript has 2 exons. Gene Ontology annotation, molecular function: protein binding; pattern recognition receptor activity. Lineage: Eukaryota; Metazoa; Chordata; Mammalia; Rodentia; Muridae.
GCCCCAGCUUGUCGUCGGAAGGAAUCUCUGGAGAAUCUUCCAUUUCCCACCAUGGUUCUUUGUCAUGGGACCCUGCAUCCCAUGUCUCUUCUGGUGCAGGCUACGGUGCUGGCCGAGGCUCUGGCCCUGGGCACCCUGCCUCUUUUCCUACCCUGUGAGCUGAAGCCUUAUGGCCUGGUGGACUGCAACUGGCUGUUCCUGAAAUCUGUGCCUCGCUUCUCUGCGGCAGAACCCCGCUCCAAUGUCACCAACCUUUCCUUGAUCUCCAACCGUAUCCACCACCUGCACAACUCCGACUUUGUCCACUUUUCCAACCUGCGGCAUCUGAACCUCAAAUGGAACUGCCCACCCACUGGCCUCAGCCCCAUGCACUUCCCUUGCCACAUGACCAUCGAGCCCAAAACCUUCCUGACUGUGCCACUGGAAGAGCUAAACCUGAGCUACAACGCCAUCACUACGGUACCCCCACUGCCCAGCUCCCUGAGGACCUUGAGUCUGAGCCGCACCAACAUCCUGGUACUAGAUUCUAGCAGCCUUGCUGGCCUGCGCGCCCUGCAAGUUCUCUUUAUGGAUGGGAACUGCUACUACAAGAACCCCUGCAGUGGGGCAGUGGAGGUGACCCCAGGUGCCCUCCUGGGCCUGAGCAGCCUCACCCGUUUGUCACUCAAGUAUAACAACCUCACGGAGGUGCCCCGCCAACUGCCCCCCAGCCUGGAGUACCUACUGGUGUCCUAUAACCACAUUGUCAAGCUGGCACCCGAAGACCUGGCCAAUCUGACCUCCCUUCGAGUGCUCGAUGUGGGUGGGAACUGUCGCCGCUGUGACCACGCCCUCAGCCCCUGUAUAGAAUGCGGGCAAAAGUCCCUCCAGCUCCACCCUGAGACCUUCCAUCACCUCAGCCACCUCGAAGGCCUAGUGCUGAAGGACAGUUCUCUCUACACACUGAACUCCUCCUGGUUCCAAAGUCUGGUCAACCUCUCCGUGCUGGACCUAAGUGAGAACUUCCUCUACGACUGCAUCACCAAGACGGGGGCCUUUCAGAGCCUGACACGCCUGCGCAAGCUUGACCUGUCCUUCAAUUACCACAAGAAGGUUUCCUUUGCCCAGCUCCACCUGGCAAGUUCUUUCAAGAGCCUGGUAUCCCUGCAGGAGCUGAACAUGAACGGCAUCUUCUUCCGCUUGCUCAACGGGAAGACACUCAAGUGGCUGGCCCACCUGCCCGAGCUGCACACUCUGCAUCUUCAAAUGAACUUCAUCAACCAGGCUCAACUCAGCAUCUUCAGUACCUUCCAAGACCUCCGCUUUGUGGACCUGUCAUACAACCGCAUUAGCGGGCCUCUCUUACUGUCAGCGGGCACCCCUGAAGAGGCAGCUGACGGCGAGGAGAAUGUGCGGUCUGGGGUUCUCGCCCCAGCUCCACUGAGCACCCCUGCCUCUAAGAACUUCAUGGCCAUGUGCAAGAAACUCAACUUCAUCAUGGACCUGUCGCGGAACAACCUAGUGACAGUCAAGCCGGAAAUAUUUGUCAACCUCUCACACCUCCAGUGCCUGAGCCUGAGCCACAACUCCAUUGCACAGGCGGUCAACGGCUCUCAGUUCCUGCCGCUGACCAAUCUGCAGGUGCUAGACCUUUCCUAUAACAAGUUGGAUCUGUACCACGGGAAGUCGUUCAGCGAGCUCCCGAAAUUGCAAGCCCUGGACCUGGGCUACAACAGCCAGGCCUUCGGCAUGCAGGGCAUAGGCCACAACUUUAGUUUUAUGGCUCAUCUAUCCAAGCUACGGUACCUUAGCCUGGCACACAAUAGCAUUCACAGCCGCGUCUCCUCGCGUCUCUACAGCCCCUCACUGAGGUCCCUGGACUUCAGUGGCAACGGUGUGGGCCGCAUGUGGGGCGAAGGGGACCUUUAUCUCCACUUCUUCCAAGGCCUGAGAAACCUGCUCCAUCUAGACCUGUCUCAGAACCGCCUGCAUAUCAUCCUGCCCCAGAACCUCCAGAACCUCCCCAAGAGCCUGAAUCAGCUGAGUCUCCGUGACAAUUACCUGUCUUUCUUUAACUGGAGCAGUCUGGCCUUCCUACCAAACCUGGUAGUCCUGGAUCUGGCAGGAAACCAACUCAAGGCUCUAACCAACGGCACCCUGCCUAAUGGCACCCGGCUCCAGAAACUUGAUGUCAGUAGCAACAAUAUUGUCUCUGUGGUCCCAGCCUUCUUUGCUCUGGCUGUGGAGCUAAAGGAGGUAAACCUCACCGACAACAAUCUCAAGACGGUGGAUCGCUCCUGGUUUGGGCCCACUGUGGUGAGCCUAACAAUACUAGACGUGAGGAGCAACCCUCUGCACUGUGCCUGUGGGGCAGCCUUUGUGGACUUCCUGCUGGACGUACAGACCGCGGUGCCUGGGCUGGCUAACAACGUGAAGUGUGGCAGUCCCAACCAGCUGCAGGGCCUCAGCAUCUUCGCACAGGACCUGCGCCUGUGCCUGGAUGACGUCCUCUCCUGGGAAUGCUUUGGCCUUUCACUGUUGGUUGUGGCUGCGGGCAUGGUGGUGCCCAUACUGCAGCACCUCUGCGGCUGGGACGUCUGGUAUUGCUUCCACCUGUGCCUGGCAUGGCUACCUUUGCUGGCCUGGGGCCGGCGCGGGGCCCAAGCUCUACCCUAUGAUGCCUUCGUUGUGUUCGAUAAGGCGCAGAGUGCGGUGGCCGACUGGGUGUAUAACGAGCUACGGGUGCGGCUGGAGGAGCAGCGCGGGCGCAGAGCUCUGCGCCUGUGCCUAGAGGACCGGGAUUGGCUGCCGGGCCAGACGCUCUUCGAGAAUCUCUGGGCCUCCAUCUAUGGCAGCCGCAAGACGCUGUUUGUGUUGGCCCACACCGACCGGGUCAGUGGCCUCCUGCGCACUAGCUUCCUGCUCGCUCAGCAGCGCCUAUUGGAGGACCGCAAGGACGUGGUGGUGUUGGUGAUCCUGCGGCCAGAUGCCCACCGCUCCCGCUACGUGCGACUGCGCCAGCGCCUCUGUCGCCAGAGCGUGCUCUUCUGGCCUCAGCAGCCCAUAGGGCAGCGCGGCUUCUGGGCCCAGCUGAGCACAGCCCUGACUAGGGACAACCGUCACUUCUAUAACCGGAACUUCUGCCGGGGACCCACAGUAGAAUAGACCAAAGCAAUAGCUGGGAACAGCUGCCCCUUUACGCCUGGCCACGCUGGUUGCUCUGCCUGCCUUGCU